UCAGAGUCCAGAACCAGAACCUGAGCGGGACGCUGUGCUGUGGACCUUCAGAACCAGUCCUGUCCCGUUAAACGAACCACGUGAUCCGGUCUGAGUGACGUCAUCGCUCUGUCACGUGAGGACAUCAGCUGAUGAGUCGCAGAACCAGCUGUUCUGGUCCAGACCUAGGAAGACCUUUUCCUCCUUCAGUCACGAGUUUUUCAUUUCCUGCUCUGACUCCGUGGUUCGGUUGGGUUCGGAUGCAGCCGGGUCCAACAUGUCCCGCUUGGAGCAGCUGCAGCAGGGUCUGGACUCUGCGGGACAGGCUCACGUCCUGCGGUUCUGGUCGGAGCUGAGCGAGGAGCAGCAGGAGGUCUUCCUGCAGGACCUGGUUCUGUUGGACCUGCAGAACCUGAAGGAGCACUGCGAGGCGGCCCGCCGGGCCGCCGCCGCCCCGCCCUCCCGCUCACUGGACCGGGACAUGGAACCGGUUCCCCCCGACAUCAUCGGCAGCGUGAAGAGGAGCGACCCCCAGUCCCUCAGCCGCUGGGAGGACGAAGGAUUGUUGCAGAUCUCCAAGAACCGGGUCGCGGUUCUGCUCCUGGCUGGAGGUCAGGGGACCCGACUGGGAGUUCCGUACCCCAAAGGGAUGUUUGACGUGGGCCUGCCGAGUCACAAAACCCUGUACCAGAUCCAAGCCCAGAGGAUCCACAAGGUCCAGGAGCUGGCUGAGGAAAGACACGGGUCCAGAUGUACCGUCCCCUG
This is a messenger RNA of Austrofundulus limnaeus, 744 nucleotides long. Its product is annotated as UDP-N-acetylhexosamine pyrophosphorylase-like protein 1. Gene Ontology annotation, biological process: UDP-N-acetylglucosamine biosynthetic process. NCBI's taxonomy places the organism in Eukaryota, Metazoa, Chordata, Actinopteri, Cyprinodontiformes, Rivulidae. The record is from RefSeq and is a predicted model, not a curated record. Gene Ontology annotation, molecular function: UDP-N-acetylglucosamine diphosphorylase activity.